Molecule: messenger RNA, 2185 nt
Organism: Pogonomyrmex barbatus (red harvester ant)
Lineage: Eukaryota; Metazoa; Arthropoda; Insecta; Hymenoptera; Formicidae
Product: protein LSM12
Source: RefSeq, a predicted model, not a curated record
GACGGCGCGUCGCACAUCGCUUGCCCGUCGGCAGUGAAAAAUGGCCGGAGCCAGCGACUGGUUUAGCAUCGGCAGCACGGUGCUCUGUAAAACCUGCCAUGAGAAGGAGAUAGAGGGUGAGGUGUUGGCGUUCGAUCCACAGACCAAAAUGCUGAUACUAAAAUCUCCAUCAUCAAGUGGAAGACCCUCGUUAAAUGAUAUACAUAUAGUAAAUUUAUCCCUCGUGUCUAAUGUUCAAGUGACACGAGAAGUUAGUCCUACUACCAGUGAACCACCACAGAGCCUUAAUUUACAAAGGCUAAACACAAGAGUCCGUAAUCAGAUCGAUGAGAAGAGGAGACUGGUAAUGGCUCUGCAGGCCGGAGUAUCUCCAGAAGGACAGAAACUUUUUAUUGCUAUCUCAAAAACCAUACAAGAUAUUACGUGGAAUGGAGCUAAUAUUGUUGUAUUUAAUAAUGUCACUAUUAGACCGCCAUACAAAGUGGACAAUGUUCAUGGAAACACAGAAUCUGGUGCAUAUAGACAUGUAAAAAAAGUGGUUGAGAAACACAUUAAGGAUACAUUACAAGCGCAACAACAACGGGAUCAACAACAACAGAAAGGCGGUGAGCUGCAAUAAAAGUUCAAGGCACUACAUCAAGAUUGCUAGCAUAUUUUUCAACAAGUUCCAAUAUUGACAAGAUGUGAGGAAGAAGAAUUAACAGGAUAUUGAACAAAAUAGCCCGACUGCAAAAUAAUUUAAACAAGCCUAUCGCGGAUAUUCAGCAUUUUCGAACAAACUCCAGUGUUUGUUUGAAAAAAUACACACAACACAAAUGAAACGCAGAUUCAACACGAAAAUUUCACAUCAACUUGAAUCCGAGUAUUGUUAACAAUAUCGUUUAUGCAGCAUUUUAUAAAUACAAUCAGACGUACAAUUCAUAAAAUUAUUAGUCACCAGCCUGAACAAAAUUACGUUAAAAAAAAACGAAUAAUGAAUUAAACAAAUUAUCGCGUAUCACACCAUUGGCAUUAUGCUUACGCGCAAUGCAUAUCAACUGCGCCAGAAAUGUGUUGCAAUUUUAGUUCAAAAUACGUUCAAUGGUCGGUUCAUCAAUUAUCGAUCAACAGAAACGUAUUUUAGCGAAAUCAAUUGUCCCUUUUUUAGCGAGAUUUCUCGCGUCCGUGAAAACACGAUGUACAUUGUUCAAAACCGCAUGAAGCGAUUUGAACUUUCCGAUCCAUGCAACUUUCAAAAUCAGAAGACGAGUGCGUCGCAGAAGUCGCGGAAGGAUAAAAUACAUGAUUGUCGAUAUUUAGAAUACUUCGUGGAUAAUCUUAAUUUUCCCGAUAAUAAAUUGAUUUUCGAUAGCCACAGUAAAGUAUCUUUUUAUGCUGGUGCUUACUGCUUGCUUUUAACAUUAAAUAAAAUAAUGUAAUCAAAAUAACGUAGUUUUAAUAUCUGACGUCAAUUUUGAUGAUGUGAUUUAUUUCGAUGUUAUAAAUGAACAGCAUGAGGCAUCAGCGUAAAGUUGCAUCUAUAUCGUGCCGAUAUGUUAUCAUGAUAAAUCACGAUGAACGUCUAUUUUUAUCAAUAUAAAUCAAUUUUAAUCUCUCUUUUUAUUUCUUUAUCUUUCGAAUUCUUAGAACUAAAACAAGAUUAAAAAGUAAAUUAAACUUAAAUAAAAGUUAAUCUAGAUUGGUAAAAAUGGACAUUAAUCGACAAUUGUUAACUCUAUAUUCUAUCCAGAAUGAGUAAUGAUAUUAUAAAUCGUAAUUGUAUUAAAUUGCGCGAAGAUUAAUCUGUCUGCAUUCUUUGCUGUGGAACGCUUAUUUUCCGUGAAAAGAAUUUGUGGGUCUUCCAUCAGAAUGUGGUCAAACACAAUCCGACAAUUCGUGUCAUGUCUUUUAUCCUGAUUUCGCCAAGGCGAAACGCAUUGAUCUUUGCACGAUCUCGACGAUCCCAAUCCUAUUUCGAAGUUCGCUCGUCACGAGCAAUUGUUCUCGAUGACAGCGAAUCUUUUCGUAUCAACCGAGAAAAACAAACGUCGCGAACAUCUGCGGUUCAUAUGCGUAUGCACGCGGGCACGGGAGGAUGGAAUUUCAAAAGCGACGUCCUCGGUUGUCCUCUAAUGUAAGACCGAGCAUUGUCAAGAAUAUAAUUUAGGGAAAACUAGGCUCUUGAUCCCAUGCCCGUUUGCCAUUC